GAAAAAGCACAAAUUCAAAAUGAACAAACAAAACAAGUGUGAUUUGUGAAGAAGAAGUAAACACCUAAAUCAAUAAUAAUAAUAAUAAUAAUAAUAAUAAUUAUUAUUAUUAUAUCUUGAAACCUAAAUGAAUAAAUGAAUAAUUUCAUAAUGUGAAAUAUACUAGGACAUUUGUCGCCACGAACUACCCAUAGUUGGCACUGCAGUGAGAAGUCUAUCCCUCCCUCUUUAAUAAUGCUGAAAACUUGAUCCCAAUACUUAUUUGGUCAGCCGUCGGUGGAUAUAAAUCAUAUAAUUAUGCAUGAGAAACUGCAAGCAGUUUCCUCUUCUACUCUGAAUAAAUUCUUAAAAAAGGCACAGCCAAAAUUUGUGCUCAUAUCAUCUAGAAGAGAUGAUUCGUUCUUGGCUCGUUUGCUGGUUUCUAGAGAAGACAAUGUUAGUCUAUCCAUGAUAUUUUCUGCUCGCAGAAGCAUAGAGUUGCUGCACGAGAAAUUGAGCAACGAAUCAUUUCUGAAGCGUUGGUAUAGGGAAUUUCAGCUGGUUUCUAUUGGGGAGAUAGAGCGUGAAAUGGACUCUGAUUGGAAACCCUUCAUUAAGAUAAUCCUCACCAGAAGAGUUGGGAUGGACAUGAUCUAUUCAAUGUAGCACGCGUUUGAAAAGAGCUUGGCGGUGGCCCCUGGCCUGGCUUAAUCUAGUGCAGCUUGAUGUUAUAUUCACAUCAAUCAGAUGAUGCUUGCUAUCUGUAACACUGCUCUUCUGCAAUGACAAUCCAUUCUAAAAGGUGUUGAGAAUUCUUUACAUUCUCUCAGAGGGCUCCUGUCCUCUGAGGCCUUGGUUUUUGUCUAGAAUAAUUUGCAGCUUGGUUUUUCAUUAUCAGUCUUGUCACGAGAGAUUAGAGCCUCCAUUGGGGGUGUGGAUUGUGUAAAGAAAAUUGGCCACAACCAUAUUUAAUAUAGACAUUAGCAUCGGAGAAGAUAUCUACUUACUU
Molecule: messenger RNA, 988 nt
Organism: Cuscuta europaea
Lineage: Eukaryota; Viridiplantae; Streptophyta; Magnoliopsida; Solanales; Convolvulaceae
Source: the annotation of a GenBank genome assembly